GAUGGACAGAACCACUUUAACCACACUUAUUUCCAUGCUGUCCCUCCUCAGCUGGAGAUGUUUUGCUGAGGAGGGUAUAGGUGUCCCACCCUGCCCAGAAUCCCAGGAAGGUUUUGACGGCUCUUGCUAUGAGUUUGUAGGUCUGCAACGAUCUUUUCUUAGCGCUCAGGAAUGGUGUGAGCGAGGCGGAGGACACCUAGCCUUCAUCUUGAACGAUGAAAUGCAACAGUUCCUCCAGAAGCACCUGGCGCCAGAGAAGGACUGGUGGCUCGGGCUGGCACCUGCAGCUCCAAACCUCACGCUAGACUCUGCUGCUACUGAAGGUUCCCUUGCAUGGUUGGACGGCUCAGAUGUCAGCUAUAGUAACUGGGUAAAUAUACCAGAUGCAAAAGAAGCCUGUGGACAUAUUCAGAGACAUUCAGGCUUUCAGUGGGAAGCCACAGAAAACUGUAGCCAAGAACUAAAUUUCAUUUGCCAAUUUGAUUCAGGGAGGUCUAUUGCAUGUGAUGGCCAAAAUGCUACCUUGCAGUGUGGCUCUGGUCAAGUUAUAGAGAUUGACGACAGCUUCUACGGUCGAAAAACAAUUCACUACUGUCGCUCCAAACAUACGGCAUCACCCACGUCCUCCCAGGAGGAGUGCAGUUGGAUAGAUGUGGUGGAUUCAGUAACAGCUCAUUGCCAUGGACUGCAGGCUUGCCAGGCUCCAGUGGAUCUGAGCUCUUUUGGAGAACCAUGUCCUGUGCUGGGAAGUUACCUUUCUGUAGAGUACCGCUGCAAACACGGACUUCACCUAUUGAUGAGCAAACUGGCAUCUGUCUUUGAUAAUGUCACCAUCACGGUGAAGUGGCUCCUUCAUCCAUUUCAGGGGAACUUAACAUGCACAGUUAAUGCGGGCGAUGGCCACAUUAUUGAUCCAUACAGCCCAGAAGAGAUGGAGAGCAGAAUUAUACACAAGUACAGCCGUCCUGGUGUUUUCAUGGUCGGAGUGGAGUGCACUACCAGUGACUGGCAUGUUACAGCUCAGAAAGCCAUAACCAUUCAGGAGCCUAUUGGAGAGUUCAGUAUGAUCAAGUGCUAUAGCAGGAAUGUGUCAACAGGUGGCACUAAAUGCAGUGCACUUUAUGGCAUUCCUGUUCAUAUCCAACUUAUGGUAGAGGCAGGUUCAAAUGUCUUCUACACAAUUCAUUAUGGAGACAGUUUGGUUGCAAACUCAUCGGUGGACAGAGGAAUCACACCCCACAACAUUACACUGAAUGCAAGGGAAGUGGAGAAGCUCGGACAGGGCUGCCGCAAUUUGACUGUAGCUGCGUCGAACAAGGUCACGAGCCGCACAGUCUCCACUGAUCUGGAGCUGUGCUUGCUGGAGCCUGUUGACGGCCUGCAGGCUUCUAUGAUAACAAAAGAAGACGUGUGUCCAGACUCCACUGAUCUUGUCAUCGGUGUCUCGUUGGAAAAAGGAGACCCCGCGGAGCUGCUCUUCACUCUCACCGGAGCCGAAGACACACUGUCUGAGACCAGAGAUAUGCUCAAUCACAGCUUACAACAUUAUACAUUUUCCAGCCCAAUAGAAGGAUUGUUGGCAGUGAAUGUACGAGCCAUAAAUGCCCUUUCUGACUCUAAUGUGGACGUGGAUUUAGAGAAGUUGCUUCAAGCUUGCCAGAAUUACUCAGACUUUUCACCAGACAAAGACGACAAUACAACAGACGAUAUGAGUGUUGACGACCCGACUGACUUGAAAGUAAUUGCUACUCCUGACAUGGUGGUUGAUUACACUCAGAAUGUCGUCCUGAGAAUAACUGGAACAGAAUCAUUACCCAGCGAAGGUCUCAUGCUUGAAUGGAAAUGUAAAGGAGACUGCAAAUGCAGAAACAAAACAAAUGGGGAAACUCAUGUUAUUGAAAAGGACUGCCUACCAAAUCCAUUUGAAAUGGUCAUAUACACUUUAACUGUGAGGAAAAGAACCUGGUUCAGGGAAUGGGUCAAACUCGCCUCAGCUUCCAAGUGCAUCACUGUUGUUCCUUCAGAGGAAUUCAAAGAUGUCAGCAUCAGCUGUGAUAAUUGUGCUACCAAAAGCGUGAACAAACAUGUGAAUCUAAAACUGAACUGUGUAACAACUUGCCCGGAUGUUGUUUGGUACAUUGAGAACCCCAAACCCUUGACAGGUAAACUCAAUCAGUGUUACUACAAAGCAGGAAGAAGGCCGCCUAUUGAGAAGCAGAAUGGAGGCACUGAAUAUGUUGUACACAGCCAACAUCUGAAAGUUUCAAGGGACAUGCUGCACAACAUCAGUGUGAUUGCUUAUGGCAAAAAUGUGCCUGGUUUUGCCAAGUACAUUCUUCCAAUGCCAGGCCCUGAGCCGACUGAAAUGGCUGCAAACUCAGCAGUGACAACUGAAGCGCCUCCAGACCCCACAGUCCCCUCAUGUACCAUCUCUCCACCAUCAGGGACUGUACUUGAUGCUUUUGACAUUACCUGCAAAGUAACCUCUUUCUGCUCCACUGACUGUCUUUACUGCCUCAAGACUAACGCAGGCAAACACCUGCGCUGCAGUAAUGCAAAUGAGGUGAAAUCUGUCUUCCUGCCUCUUGGAGAUCAGAACAACGAUUACAAGCUGUCUGUGGUGGUGACUCUGACAAGUGAACAUGAAAAAGCCACCACGACUCUCACCACUCAGGUACUGGAAAGUAAUUCCAGUACCUCCAUAGAGAGUCUCCAGUCUACAGUGGAGAAUACUAUAGGCCAGUUAGAGCAGCAAGGACUGCUCUCUGGUGAAGCACUUGGACAAAUAUUCACCUCAGUUUCUGACAUGAUCAAUGCACAGGCUGGCCAAGAUCAGAAGGAUGCAAGGUCGAAGCUCCGAGAACAAAUGCUGACCAAAAUGACUGUGGUUCUGCUAGAUUCCCCCACCAACACAACUCAAGCAGUACAAGUGACAGCCAGAGCUGUGGCUGGUCUCACUAAGCUCUCAGACGAGCUCAGUCGUGUUGCUCAAGAAGAAGCUGGUUUACUGUUGGUAGACCUCAGCUCCUCCCUCCACACUAUCAGUGUCAAUCAGCACAGCCAGGACGAUGAAGAAGUUGUGCAAGCAGCUACACCCAUAGUUGAUGCAGCUAGCAAUAUUCUCAAUGUUUCAUCCAAUAAAAAAGUUUCAGAUCUUCUUCUGGCUGGGAUAGACAAUGUUCAGAGUGCUUUGCUGAAUAAUAAAAGGCUGAAUGGAGAGCCUGCUAUUAUUGAUUCUGGUCAGAUCAGUGUGUAUGUCAAUAGGAUAUCUCUGGGUAACAUGCAAAUGCAAGAUAUAAAUGUCCAGAAGAACAGCUCCUCAAGGUUUUCCUUUCCCACACUGCCUGCUGAUGUCGUCUCUCCAGAGGAACCAGUUGAUGUCAGGAUGAUGAGUUUCGAGAAGAAUCCUUAUUCUUGGAGGGAAGCAAACAUCACCGGAACUGUAGGAUCCCUUUCUCUCACCAGGCUGAACGGCACCGUCAUCCCUGUUGAGGACUUGCCUGAAGAGAUAGAGAUUCUCUUACCAAGACUUGACGAUGGGCAGGCAAACAGCACAGUCCUGGACCUUGCCAAUUUUAGCACAUUAAUAAUUGACGUUCCCUCACCAGAUGUAACGCUCGUGCUGAAAAUGGAGCCAUCUGAAGACAUUUCCUUCAUGCUAUUUCUGGGAUAUAAAGACUAUCCAAAUGAUGACACUUAUGUAGCCAAGACUCAGGUCCCCCUGGAGAAUGUAAAAGAAGGUCAAUAUAAUAUCUUGUUUUGGGGGAAAUUAUUUCUGUAUUACUUGGUACGCAUUAGGCUGUGCGUAUACAGUAUGUGCUGUACACAGAUGCAACAGAAUGUUGUCUGCAUGUACAUUACGUAUGUGUGUUUAAUGUGUCUUUCUAAUGAAGAUGAAAAAUUUACCUGGGUGCUGAGUCCCAAAGACAGAACAGGAGAUGUUGGAGUGCACUACCUUGUUAUGAGGCCCAUUGUAGAGCCAGGUACCAAAUCCAUCAACGCCACUGUCACUGUUAUUUCCAUCGCUGCCCAGUGUAAAUACUGGAAUGAAACUGAGUCUGCUUGGAGUGAAAAUGGCUGCAGGGUUGGUCCGCUCACCACGCCUUUGGUCACGCAGUGCCUCUGCAACCACUUAACUUUCUUUGGCAGCUCUUUCUUUGUCAUGCCCAAUUUAGUGGAUGUGUCACGCACCGCUGAACUUUUUGCUACAUUUACUAACAAUCCUGUGGUGGUAUGUUUUGUGGGGGCCAUUUUUGCUGCUUAUCUAGUGGUGGUUGUCUGGGCAUGCAGGAAAGACAUCCAGGACUCAGCCAAGGUACUUUUCAGUCAAUACUGUAGGUUUAAAAUGAUUCAGACUCACCAUAAUGCCUUUCAUAGAUUCACUGAUUUUAUAAUGAAUAUUACAGUAUACAUUCAUUUGCAGGUCAAGAUAACUGUACUUGAGGACAAUGACCCCUUGGCUGAGUAUCGUUAUAUGCUGAAUAUUAGCACAGGGCACCGGCAUGGUGCGUCCACUUCCUCUCAGGUCACAAUAACUCUGCUGGGUACAGAGGGAGAAAGCGAACCGCACCACCUCACAGACUCUGAGAAACCUGUGUUUGAGAGGGGCGGGGUUGACAUGUUUCUGCUGACCACACACUUUUCUCUCGGGGAUCUGCAGAGCAUCAGACUGUGGCAUGACAACUCAGGAGAACAUCCUGCAUGGUAUGUCAACAAAGUGAUGGUGCAAGAUCUAGAGACUGGUCAGAAAUGGCACUUUCUGUGUAACUCCUGGCUGGCCGUAGAUGUAGCAGACUGCACUCUUGACAAGGUCUUCCCAGUAGCAACAGAGUCAGAUUUGAAAAGGUUUAGUAACUUGUUCUUCAUGAAGACAGCCAAGGAUUUCCGUGAUGGCCACAUCUGGUUCUCUGUUAUUAGUCGGCCUCCCUGCAGCACAUUCACACGUGUGCAGCGGGUGUCCUGCUGUUUUUCCCUGUUGCUGUGCACCAUGCUGACCAGUAUCAUGUUUUGGGGUAUCCCCACAGAUCCCUCAGAGCAGACCAUGGACCUGGGUCACAUCGAGUUCACCUGGCAACAGGUGAUGAUUGGAGUUCAAAGUUCAAUCAUCAUGUUUCCCAUUAAUCUCCUUAUCGUGAGCAUCUUCAGAAACACUCGUCCUCGAGAGAAAACCACCAAAACGGAUGCGUCGAAAAAAGGGAAGACUGUUCGAGUUUCUCCCUCACAGACUUCAUCGCCUGAAAAAGAACUGAAGGACAUCACACCAGACACUGUGAUCAAGGACAUAAAAAGAAUUGCUCAGUCACUCUCAAAGGCCAUGAAGAGUCCACUGCCACAUCUGGAGCUCCAUCCUGGUCAGCAGGCUGACAUCAACACUCUGCUGUCUCUGGUUGAAGACAUCAUAAGACAACAGAACCGAGCAGCUGGAGACUUCUACAAUGACGCCUCCAAGAGUGAUCGCUCCAUGAUCCUAAGUUUAGGAGCAGUGAAUUUACAAGAAAACGGUGUGUGGGGGAGUCCUGAGAAGGCUUCAGAUGAAGUUCAGAAGAAGAGCAACAACAGCCGGUACCUGUACAGGCAGCUGCGUCAUGUUGAGAAGGAGCUUGGUCUGUUGGGUCCUUCUCGUUUCCCAAACUCAGAAUGCUACAACCGGGCCAUGCAGCAAGUUCAGGGAAUGAAGGGUCUUCUGGAGUACCACCUGUCGUCGGGCAGUCUGGACGUGGACCAGCACGAUCGCAGCCCCAGUCCAGAAGAGAACAUCGAUGGGAACAUUAACAAGACGAGCAGUAAAGGAGGGCUGCCAUGGUGGUUUGUGUUUGUGGGCUGGAUAUUGGUGAUCGCAACCAGUGGUGUGUCAGGAUACUUUACUAUGAUGUACGGGCUGACGUACGGAAAAGACCGUUCUAUUAGCUGGCUUAUCUCCAUGGUGGUCUCCUUCUUUGAGAGUCUCUUUAUCACCCAACCUCUGAAGGUUCUUGGAUUUGCUGCUUUCUUUGCUCUUGUUCUGAAGAAAGUUGACCAGGAGGAGUACGGCGAGCCUCAGAUAGAUGACAGCUUCAGAAACACAGAUGAUCCUGAUGCAGUGCGGGCAUGGAGAAGAGACAGCACAUGCAGCUUCUAUCAACCACCACCUCCCACCGACAUCGAGAGGAUUCGGAACAACAUGAUUAAAGAGCAGAAAGUCUUUGCCCUCUUAAGGGAGAUUCUUGCUUACAUGGGAUUUAUGUGGAUGUUGCUCCUGGUUGCAUAUGGUCAGAGGGAUCCCAAUGCUUACUUUUUGACACAACACAUUCGCCAGAGCUUCAGCAAAGGGAUCUCAGACAGCAUGAGUAUUCAGGAUGUGUUCAACUGGGCAAACACAACUCUGCUGACCAACCUGUUCGGAGAGCACCCAGGAUUUAUCACAGAUGGAAACUCAAAGCUAGUGGGUAACGCUCGUCUCCGCCAGGUGAGGGUGCAGAAUAACUCGUGCCACAUCGCUCGUUCCAUGCAGAGGUCUGUGUCAGACUGCCACUCUCCAUACUCAUGGGAAUCAGAGGAUAUGGGCUCCUAUGGCCCAGGCUGGAGUCACUCGGUGGCUGAUAACGCCUCAGUGAAUGUUCAAAGCCCAUGGACGUACCAAUCUCAGGCUAAACUCAGGGCUUACCCCAUCUGGGGCAGGGUGAUGCUCUAUAGAGGUGGAGGGUUUGUGACUGAUCUGGGGCCGGACUUACAAAACUCCAGCCGAAUCCUUCGUUACCUUUACGACAACACCUGGUUUGAUAUGUACACCCAAGCGAUCUUUGUUGAGUUCACUGUGUACAAUGCUAACGUCAACCUUUUCUGCAUUGUCACACUGAUGUUGGAGACGACAGCCAUAGGGGCUUUCCAGUUCCACAGUGAGCUUCAGAGUGUGCGUCUUUACCAGUCGACUGGUGGCCUUCACAUUUUUGUCAUGGCUUCGGAAGCCAUCUACUUCCUAUUUAUCAUCUACUACAUGUUUGUUCAGGGAAAGCUGAUGAGGAAACAUAAAUGGGCGUAUUUCAAGAGCAAGUGGAACCUGCUUGAGUUGGCAAUCAUCAUUCUCAGCUGGAGUGCACUGUCUGUCUUCAUCAGGAGGACUUUAACAGGGGAGAGGGACAUGAACUAUUACCAGAACAACAAAGACCAAUAUGCCAGCUUCCAUGAGACAGCCAAGGCUGAUGCAGUGCUCGGAUAUCUGAUUGCCUUCCUUGUACUGCUGGCUACGAUCAAGCUGUGGCAUCUGCUGAGACUGAACCCCAAGCUGCACAUGAUCACAGCCACACUGCAGCGAGCCUGGGCUGAUAUUUCAGGCUUCCUGGUGGUCAUGACCAUCAUGUUCCUGGCCUACUCCAUUGCUUCCAACCUGAUGUAUGGGUGGAAGCUGUAUUCCUAUCGGACCCUGCUUGAUGCAGCACAGACCAUGGUUAGCUUGCAACUUGGCAUUUUUAACUACGAAGAGGUUUUGAAUUAUAAUCCAGUGCUCGGUGCUUUCCUCAUCGGCUCCUGUAUUGUGUUCAUGACCUUUGUGGUGCUGAACCUCUUCAUCUCUGUCAUUCUGGUGGCAUUCAGUCAAGAGCAGAUCCAUCACAAGCCAUCAGAAGAAGAAGAGAUUGUCGACCUGAUGCUAAUGAAACUCUGCAGUUUGUUUGGACUCAAAUUUAAGAAACAAGAAGGUGUUGGCAUGACUGAGAAGAUGGAUGUUUCAUCUGCAGCAUAUGACAGGCCUGCAACCAUUUCUGCUGGAAAUAUCCAUUAGGGAUAAUUUGUUACACUAGGGUCAACAACAUGAUAAGACACACAAAAUGCCUUGCUUGAGAUAUUGCUCGCCAUUUAUUGCUUCAUUUUGCUGUCAUGUUGUCAUUUUGUGACCAAAUGUUCAUCCUUGUCAAUAUCAGUAUAUUAUAUCCUUAUGUUAUGCACCAUACACUGAGGCAUUUUAUUUUGGACGCAGUAUAUUUUGUCAAACAAGUAAAUUUGUGUUUCUGUAACUUAAUGUUGUAGAAUAAUGUGCAUAUAUUCUAGUGAAACGUUCCUCUAAUUGCAAGGGAUUUUGGGGUCAGUGACAGACCAUAAUCAUGUGAGUUUCCCUUUACAGAGACACUUUAAAUGUUAUGAGUAAUUUCCACUUGCUGCAAGCUUAUGUUUUUCACAAAUAAGUAUAAAGAAUAAGUAACAAAAUAAUAAUCAGUUUCAGUGGGUUUAGCAUAUGAUGUUGCUAAUUUUGAAACAAGGUCAAGAAACUGUAAAAUACAACUGAUAUAAUUUAAGUGAUUGUAGAUGUUGCAAUAUUCAACAAGAUAUCGUUUUACUUAUGUAUAUAGUCAAAAUACAAAGUAGUCUGUGAUAUGAUCUGAAGAUCUGUGAACCAUACACAUCACACCUCACACAUACUAUACACAUACCAUAGUGCAACCAACUACCCUAGCGCCAUUAAACUGGAAGUAUCAAGAUGACAUCUGAAGAGUAGAAUUCAAUUUUCUACAAUAUGUUUGAACUGAAACAUCAAAAUUUAAAUACUGCAUGCUUCUUAUAUGUGCUUCUGCAACUGUGCGGCACUUUGUUUGACCAAGGUUGUUAAAUGUGCUCUGUAAAUAAACUGUGACUUGACCUGACGAAUCAAUCAUGCAAUAGUGACAACUAAUGUGCAUUCAUCUUAGCUGUACUGUGGAGGCAGCAGAUACAGAGAUGACAGAAGGCCAAACUCUGUGAUCAGGCUGCUGGUGGACAGUCUAGAUGCAGCUCAACAAUGAAUUAGGAAAGUGGAGAGUCACAUUUCUCUCUCUUUGGCUUGGCCUGCAAUUGCACACAUAAUACACUUAAUAUUUACUAUAUUAGCACUAUAUUAGCAAUAGUAUUAUAUUAUAUAUUUACUAUUAUAAACAACAACACUAUAAUCUAUCAUAUAUUAAAACAGUGAUAAAUUUCACGUCAUGAUUUCAAUUCUAUAGUAAAAUGCACUGGUACAUUCAUGUGUAAGGUAUGUUUACUGCUUGCGUAAUAAUUUAAUUGUUCUUUUUGGGUUUUUCUCUUUUUCUUUUAAGAAAAUUAAAAAAAAAAAAAAAUCUGCAUAUUCAUUCAGGGGUUCCUGUGCCUAUAUUAAAGUCAUUUUAAACGUGUUUUAUUUGUUAAACAGAAUCUCCAAAAAAAUAUAGACAUCUUUCAUUGGCCAAACACUCAUAAUGGUCUAGUUUAUCGAAAACAACAUAAGAGCACAAGUACAUAGAAAGCCAAUGUACACCAGUAAUAAUAAUAGAAUAUUGAUGAAAUUUACACUGAGGGGAAAAAAACAC
Mugil cephalus (flathead mullet) is the source of this 9290-nucleotide messenger RNA. RefSeq names its product polycystic kidney disease protein 1-like 2. NCBI's taxonomy places the organism in Eukaryota, Metazoa, Chordata, Actinopteri, Mugiliformes, Mugilidae. The record is from RefSeq and is a predicted model, not a curated record. Gene Ontology annotation, biological process: detection of mechanical stimulus. Gene Ontology annotation, cellular component: membrane. The transcript is spliced from 39 exons. Bases 2 to 7756 code for a protein of 2584 amino acids. Gene Ontology annotation, molecular function: protein binding; calcium ion binding; carbohydrate binding.